This is a messenger RNA of Drosophila willistoni, 2079 nucleotides long. Its product is annotated as nose resistant to fluoxetine protein 6. Gene Ontology annotation, molecular function: acyltransferase activity, transferring groups other than amino-acyl groups. The record is from RefSeq and is a predicted model, not a curated record. The transcript has 9 exons. Lineage: Eukaryota; Metazoa; Arthropoda; Insecta; Diptera; Drosophilidae. Bases 12 to 2036 code for a protein of 674 amino acids.
GAUAUAGAGAAAUGCCUGAGCUAUAUCAUUUCGAUGACUAUGAUCUUUGCCUGGACAAAUCCUCCCAUGUUGAUCACUCGUUAUUGGCUCAUAGAACUUAUUGCAUGGUCUAUGCAGAAAUUGCUGUCAAUGGCAGUUCCCAGCUAUGGCAAGAAAUUGAAAGGAUUUCGCAGGAUGGCAAGCAUUAUUUUCGUCAUGAUCGACUAUUUAUGGGCGUUUGUUUGCAGCAUUGCAAGGAAACUUUGAGAACCCUUAGCAAAUUCCAUAUACAACAACUCUAUGAGGGUAAAAUUGAGGACAAAGAACUAAGCCUAUACUAUGACAAGGUGCACAAGAGAAAUUCAGAUGAACAUUUACACUAUGAUCAUUUGAUAAAUAGUUGCUUAAAUCGAGAAUUUGGUAAGAAAUUUCCCUUACGUCUACGCAGUCACAUUGAAUACUGUGUGAAAGCCGAUGAGCAUAAGAAAUUUGAUGGAGCAGAUCUCACCAUGUUUUUACUCUUGGCCACUUUGCUUAUACUGACCAUUAUAUCCUCAAACUAUGAUUUUCAACUAAAAACCGAGAGUGGCCGGCAAGGCAAUGAGUUCUAUAAGCAAAAUCUCAAGUCAAAUACUCAAAGACUAUUUGCAGCAUUUUCAAUAUGUCGCAAUUAUUAUCGUCUAAUAAUGCCACAUUCCAGCGAUAUCUCACGCGAUCUACGUUUCUUUGAUGCAUUUCGUGUGAUUGGCGUUUUUGUCGUGAUCUUGGGACACACUCUAAUGCUUUUCAUGUCCAUACAAGUUGAGAAUCCAGAAUUUUAUGAACAAUUUCUAUAUAGAUUCGAAGCCGCUAUAUUUCAAAAUGGCAAUGUUAUAAUACAAAUAUUUUUUGUCAUGAGCGGUUUUUUGCUCUAUAUGAAUUUUACAGAACGUCAAUGGUUGGAUACAAGUUCUGGAAUAUGCAAGUGCAUAGGAAUCUAUUUAAGGGUUUUCUUUAAUCGUUAUUUUCGUAUUAUACCCUCAUUGUUAUUUUUAAUAUUAUUUAAUGCCACCAUAUUGACCCAUUUGGGUAAUGGACCUUUUUGGCGUCAUGUGACGGAGGCGGAAAGGGUUUUCUGUCGCGAAAACUGGUGGAAGAAUGUCUUAUUUGUUAACAAUCACAUGAUGGAAGAGAGUUGUGCCCAACAGACUUGGUAUCUAGCUGCUGAUAUGCAGCUUUUUGAACUAUUUCUAAUUGUCAUAGUCAUAAGCAAAAAACAUCCUAGAUUGAGACGUUAUAUCUAUAUGAUUCUCUUAAUACUAACAUUCAUUGUGCCUGCUCUGCUGACCUAUUAUAUGAAAUUGGAUGCUAUUUAUCAUUUAAAACCAGAAACCUUUCGUUAUUUAUGGUUUCGACACUCUGAUACCUUUUAUCAGACAUAUCCUCCGUUUUAUACCAAUUUGGGUGGUUAUUUAUUUGGUUUCCUUAGUGCUCAAUUCUAUUUGAAAGUGCGUGAGUCUGGCAAAUGCCAAAAAUAUCGUGGACAAUUAAAAUAUGAACUGGGCGUUUGGGUAAUGUUGCCCCUCGCCUUGCUUAUAUUGCUUUCCGGUUAUAUAUUCAUCAAAUAUGAUUUUGAAAAACCAUCCAUUUGGUUGGCUAUAUAUGCGGGGAUCUAUAAGAAUUUAUGGAUUCUGAUUUGUGCUGGAUUUGUGUGCUGCAUGUGCCUGAAAUUGGGAUGGAUUGCCUAUGAAUUUUGCACUUUGCCUGUGUUUCGUCCUUUGGCUCGCAUAUCCUUUCAGGCUUUUCUUUGGCACAUUGUGAUUUUACGUAUAGUUGCUGGUUAUUAUCGAAAACCAAUCUAUGUGAAUGAAUUCUCCUUGUUUUGCCACACUUUGAUCGUGUUUGUCUUGACCCAGCUGGUAGCCUUCCUAAUGACUUUAUUUGUCGAAUAUCCCAUAUCAGAGUUGAUUAAAUAUAUCAUGAAUCAGGAACUAGCUAUUAAGAGCCCAAGGAACAAACAAAUUGAACCAAAAGAUCAGGUUGAUCUGAAUAUUCUUCCCUUGGUUGUUAUUAAAUAAAUCAUAAACAAAAAAAAAAAAAAACCCCCACUGUAUUGUAUUA